AUGAGUGGAAGAGGGAAAAGGAGCUUGGAGGGUGGUGAUAAUGAAGAUCAGCCGCCAGCUAGAAAAAUUCCUGCUUUAGCUAGUGUUAUUGUGGAAGCUCUAAAGAUGGAUCAUCUCCAGAAGCUUUUCUCGUCCUUAGAGCCAAUUCUCCGGAGAGUGGUUAGUGAAGAAGUCGAACGUGCUUUGGCAAAGUUGGGGCCCGCCCGACUCACUGGAAGUGGAAGGUCAUCACCUAAACGAAUUGAAGGGCCAGAUGGGAGGAACUUGCAGCUUCGUUUUAAGUAUAGAAUUUCUCUUCCUCUCUUCACUGGGGGAAAGGUAGAGGGGGAGCAGGGUGCUGCAAUCCACGUUGUAUUAAUUGAUGCAAACACAGGCCAUGUUGUAACAUCUGGACCUGAAUCUUCUGCGAAGCUUGAUAUUGUUGUACUAGAAGGCGAUUUCAACGAUGAAGAUGAUGAAAGCUGGACGCAAGAAGAGUUUGAGAGCCAUGUUGUGAAAGAACGUGAGGGAAAGAGACCUCUUUUGACUGGGGAUUUGCAAGUGACUCUCAAGGAAGGUGUUGGAACGCUAGGAGAUCUCACAUUUACAGAUAAUUCAAGUUGGAUAAGGAGCAGGAAGUUCAGACUUGGUCUGAAGGUUGCAUUAGAAUAUUGUGAGGGUAUACGCAUACGAGAAGCAAAGACGGAGGCUUUUACAGUUAAAGAUCACAGAGGAGAAUUGUACAAGAAACAUUAUCCACCUGCUCUUAAAGAUGAAGUAUGGAGAUUGGAAAAGAUAGGAAAGGAUGGGUCAUUCCACAAGAGGCUUAAUAAUGCAGGAAUAUUUACGGUUGAGGACUUUCUUCGUCUUGUUGUCAGAGACUCUCAAAAACUAAGGAAGAUCCUCGGGAGUGGUAUGUCAAAUAAGAUGUGGGAUGUCCUCAUAGAUCACUCAAAGACUUGUGUCUUGAGUGGGAAGUUUUAUAUUUACUACUCUGAUGAUUCAAGAAAUGUUGGUGCUGUUUUUAACAACAUCUAUGAGCUAAGUGGCCUGAUUGCUAAUGACCAAUAUUAUCCAGCAGAUUCACUUUCUGACAGCCAGAAGGUAUAUGUGGAUACCUUGGUUAAAAAAGCAUAUGAUAACUGGAACCAAGUUGUGGAGUAUGAUGGAAAUUCACUUUUGAACUUCAAGCAAAAGAAGUCGAGUGCUUUAUGUAACGAUCUUCCCAUGGGCCCAGUCAAUUAUCCUGAUGUUGUAGAGAAUCCACUUCUACCGCCAAGAUUGCCAGCAUCAGUUCCAUCUGAGCCUUCAUCAAUGAUGCCAAGCAUGCAAAUUGGAGGUUCUUCUUACAAUGACAAUACAACUACGAAAUACCCUAUCCAGUCUCCCCUUAUGAACUCCAGUUCCCGUACUCAGUUUGAUCCUGCUGCUUUUACUCACAAUGAUCAGCAGAUCAACCAUCCUCAGCAAAUUACGACGUAUGAAAAUAGCGUUGGGCUUGCACUCGGUCCUUCUCAAUCAUCAUCAUUCCAAAUAGGCAACUCCUCUGUACAGCAGACUAUGAUUAACCCGUUCGAGGAUUGGCCUCACAACAGGGACAAGGGUGUAGAAGACUUAUUGUCAGAAGAGGAAAUUCGCAUAAGAAGUCACGAAAUGCUCGAGAAUGAAGACAUGCAGCAUUUGCUUCGGCUUUUCAGCAUGGGAGGUCAUGCCUCUGUUAACGGGCCUGAAGACGGGUACAAUUUCCCUUCUUACGUUCCAGCACCCUCUCCAGGCUACAGUUAUAACGAGGACCGUACCCGUUCUGGGAAGGCAGUUGUCGGAUGGCUGAAAAUUAAGGCCGCAAUGAGGUGGGGUAUCUUCGUCAGGAAGAAAGCAGCCGAGAGGAGGGCAGAACUCGUGGAAUUAGAAGAUGAAUAG
Molecule: messenger RNA, 1899 nt
Organism: Fraxinus pennsylvanica
Lineage: Eukaryota; Viridiplantae; Streptophyta; Magnoliopsida; Lamiales; Oleaceae
Source: the annotation of a GenBank genome assembly